AAUAAAAAAAGACAACAGCAAAGAUGUUGUCACUAUUGCGUUUGUUGACAAGACAAAAGAAAGUGUCGCAUGAAAAAACGCCACACUUCAAUCGAUGUUUGACUACAUGGGACUUGGUAUCCCUAAGCAUUGGCGCUACCCUUGGAGCUGGAAUUUACGUUGUUACAGGUCAGGUUGCUGGAAGUGUUGCUGGUCCAGCUGUUAUUCUUUCAUUUACAAUUGCUGCCAUUGCUUCAGUGCUGUCAGGUUUAUGCUAUGCAGAAUUUGGUGCUCGAGUUCCUCAUACGACAGGAUCAGCGUAUACUUACAGCUAUGUGACUGUUGGUGAAUUUUCUGCAUUUGUGAUUGGUUGGAAUCUAAUUCUGGAAUACAUGAUUGGUACUGCUGCAGAUGCAAGAGCGCUCAGUGGUUGCUUCGAUUACGUUAUUGGGAAUGCUAUACGUAAUUUUACCCUAGCACAUAUUGGAAAAUUUCACAUCCCGACCCUCGGAGAUACAUACCUGGACUUUCUAUCCUGUGUUUUAACUCUUGUUGUUACCGUGGUUUUAGCAUCAGGGGUUAAACAGUCUUCGUUAUUCAGCACAAUAUGUAACGUGGUUAAUCUUGCCGUUGUUGGAUUUAUCAUAAUAGCGGGUGCUUUUUAUGUCAGACGUGAAAACUGGAGUAAGAAAUCCGGAUUUUUUCCGUACGGUGUUUCAGGCGUUCUUGGUGGAGCUGCUACCUGUUUUUAUGCGUUUAUAGGCUUCGAUAUCAUUGCAACUACAGGACAGGAAACUAAAAAUCCACAUAGAUCCAUACCUUUGGCAAUAAUGAUUAGCCUGUUUAUAGUUUUCAUGUGUUAUUUCAGCGUUUCAUCGAUUAUCACACUGAUAGUGCCUUAUUAUACACUUGAUAAGUUAUCACCCAUUCCGAACGCCUUUGCCCAACGUGGGUUUCGUAUCGCGACGUAUAUUGUUGGCAUUGGUGCUGUAUGUGGUUUAUUUUCUAGUCUUAUGGGCUCCUUGUUCCCACUUCCCAGAAUAAUCUAUGCGAUGGCAAAAGAUGGGUUGUUGUUUGAAGCAUUUAAGAAAGUAAGUCAUAAAAGUGAGAUACCUUUUGUUGCAACAAUUUAUCCAGGAAUGUUAACUGCCUUGCUUGCUCUAAUAUUUAACUUGGAUGAACUGGUUGAGAUGAUGUCUAUUGGAACCCUUCUUGCCUAUACACUUGUAUCCCUAUGUGUCCUCAUUCUUCGCUAUCAACCGUCAGGAGAUUUGUCUUCCUACACAAGUUUUGAAUUCGGUAAACUUGUUCUAAAUGACGGAGAGAACGUGAAAGAUCCUGAAACAAUCUUCCCAAAUGAUUCCGAUAAAAUGGAGGAUAAUACUGAUUAUAUGGAUGAACGCGAUCGUGAUAAAUUAUUAGUUAAAGAUAAGAAGAGCUGCAACCUUGCAGUCCUCGAACAACGGAGGGGUCUUGAUCAGAGAAGGCCUCCCUAUUCCUCUUCAAUACCUACAGCAAAAACUGGUCGCAUUGUAUGUUGGGCGUCGAUGCUUCUUUGUGCUUCAGUGCUUGCUUUUUUCGUUUUGAUAACUCAUGGAGUUGAAAAAAUUCUUCAAAAAGAUUACGUUGUUAUCGCGCUCGUAAUUUUCAUAGGUUUUAUCUGCAUUGCAUGCAUAUGUGUUAUUGCUUUGAUGCCACAGAAUUGUGUCAAAUUGUCCUUCAGUGUUCCGUGUGUCCCAGGAGUACCCAUCACGGCAAUAUUCUUCAAUAUUUUUCUAAUGAGUAAGCUUUCGAGAAUCACCUGGUUGCGCUUUGCCAUUUGGAUGAUAUUAGGUCUUUGUGUUUACCUAUUUUACGGCAUGAGAAACAGUUUAGUCGGUAUCCAUCAAAGGAUGACAUACACACAAAAGGAAGAGAAGGCACAUGUCCUUGCCAAGACUUUUUGUCAGUUUAACUACAAUAUGGACGUGAUUCCUGCACAUCGUGAUUUUGCCAAGGAAAAGUCUUCACCAAUAAGUCCUAUUUUUUGGUCAAGUUUGCAAAAAUAUCAUUUCGUCACCGCUGAUGGUGAUGGAAAAGGGAGGACGAACGGAUUGUAUUAGAAACCAAUGAUUAGGUGUAAUUUCUAAUUUUCAUUUUCUUUUUGAUUUGUUAACCUUCACUUCACCUUAUAAUAUUACAUAGAGAAUGACAUUUAUCGUGCCAAGCACUGUGAAAAAAGCAUUUCACCUGAGAAGUUAUUGCUUGGCGAAGAAUUAUUUACAAUGUUAAUACGCAAUUUGUUUUGUAUUGAAGAAAUUGAGUGUAAAAUCUAAAUAUUUUCAUGCAAAUUUACAUCAUCAACGUCAACCGCCAUGAACUUCAGCUGGAAAGAAAAAGUUCUUCAAGUAGCGAAAUUAUUUUUGCUUGCAGUCAAGGCAAGAGGUACCAUUAGAUCUCCGAAGAAGGUCACUCCUGGAAUAUUGUUUAUUCACAUGAUUAUCAUGUUAACUGUUUGGAUGGCACAAUAAAAAUGAAUUUUAUUAACGCAA
Xenia sp. Carnegie-2017 is the source of this 2510-nucleotide messenger RNA. Its product is annotated as cationic amino acid transporter 3-like. Gene Ontology annotation, cellular component: plasma membrane. Gene Ontology annotation, biological process: transmembrane transport; amino acid transport. Gene Ontology annotation, molecular function: amino acid transmembrane transporter activity. The record is from RefSeq and is a predicted model, not a curated record. Bases 24 to 2081 code for a protein of 685 amino acids. NCBI's taxonomy places the organism in Eukaryota, Metazoa, Cnidaria, Anthozoa, Malacalcyonacea, Xeniidae. The transcript is spliced from 2 exons.